GUGUCGAGAUCGCAUCUUAAUAACAAUUAAUGAGGGUGCCGACGUCACUGGGGUCGUAUAUACAAUGCGUGUAUUUUUGUGUUGAUGGGGUAAGUGUUCAGCUAUAUAGGAACACAGUCUCGAGGCGGAAGGACGUGGAAGGCUAGCUCAGACUGCAAAGAAAUCUGAACCCCUAGCACAGUGUUUCUCUUCCUAACAGAGUUGGUACACAGGGCCUAUAUAGGUGUCUAGCUGUGGCGAAGAAGGAACGAGGGAGGUUUACAGUUUGAGGACACCGUUGUGGGGAAAGGUUGAUCAACUCUUAGUUGUAUCGAAGAAGAGGGAUAAACUCAAGUGUACAUUUCCCACUGUUACCACACACAGUCCUGUGAAAGUUACUUCGGAGAAAGCAUAUUAUAAUAUACUGUCAGUACUCAUAUUUGUUAGGGAGAGGGUCUUUUCGGCCAUUGACAUUGAAUGAACCUCUAUAGCAAGAGUCAGAGUUGGGAUUUAUUGUAAACAACAAGUAUUUGUACAUUGUUUACAUCUGGUUAGCUUCAACGUUCUAAACAAGCCGCGUAUUGACACUGGCCGUGGAUUUUACGAUCUUGGCAUUCUUUGUGGAUAGAAUCACUGCAGUGCAGAGAGAGACGGGUCGAGAGCAAGAUGAAAUCCUGUCAGUUUUUCUCCGUGCGUGUGAUUCUUGGUGGAUUGAUAGGACUGUUGGUAGCGUGCCGUGAAUCUGUGGCAGACAAAUCGAGGUGUCCAAGCAGAGUUCGCGACCAGCCGAAUGUCUUCCCCUUCCAAAACAAGUGUUACCGUUUCUUCAACGUUGAAAAGACCUGGGAGGACGCUUUGACUGACUGCAGAAGUACCGGUGGAACACUCGCAGCCAUAUAUAACCAAGAGACCCAAAACUUCUUGAAUGGCAUCCUGAACUCUCUGCAGUCUGCGUGGGGGUCGUUUAAUGGCGUCUGGAUAGGAGCCAACGACAAAGCAAACGAGGGCUCGUGGUACUGGGUUGAUACAGGAUACACAACACUGGACUCCUUCAAGAAUUGGAACCCGGGAGAGCCAGAGGACCACGUCUUUGCGCCAUACACUGACUGCGCCGCCAUGAAGCGUCCAGACGGGUGGCGCUGGGGGAACUACUUGUGUGAGACGUGGCCGCAUACCUACCGGUAUAUCUGCAUGUACGAUAUGCUUCCAACAACCACAACCACCACCACCACUACUACUACCACAACCACCACCCCCAAAACAACAACCAUCACAACCACAACCACGCCUACUACAACCACUACAACCAGCACUCGUCCAACCACUCAGCACACUCACCCAGUCUCACCUACUACAAUUUCUGCGACGAGAUCCAGUCCCACCGCUGCCACCAAGACAGACGUGGAAUUUUCCAGCGCCACCACUUCCAGUAUCUUCAAACCAGGUGGAGCAAAUGCUGGUGCUUUCAAGUCAGACAAUAAACAACAAGACGAUCACACAGGUGUUGUGAUCGGCGCUUCAUUUGCGGGAAUAUUCAUCUUAGUUUUGGUGCUUCUUAUAGUAGUUUAUGUAUACAGAAGGCGCAUAAGAACACUAAAAGAAAAAGUGGAACAUGUUUCUACGCAAAAUCAUUACAGCAACUAUGACGACGAGCUCCACGCCCAAUUCGCAAACCCUUUAUACCUAGACCAACAACCGCCACAACAGCAGCAACCCGAGCCUCUGUAUUCAGAACCCACGCCGCGCCCACCGCAACCGGAAAUAGAACCUGCCGGCGCAUGUGCGAUUUAUGCCGUCCCAGAUGAGUGCCCGUAUGAUGUUCUUAAGCCGCCACGCCCCGUUGGAAAAGUGGUUGCUGAUGAUGACGAUUUUACCGAGAAAGAGUCUCCGGUAAAUGCGCGCUAUAUUUCUAUGGACCAGGCACGACAGAUAAAAGAGGACAGUGAGCUUGAUGUCUGAGAACUAUAACGACCCAGAUCACACGACUUUUGAUUAAAAUGUUACCAAAUGUAAUUUCUGUAAUUGUCUUUAAGGGAACGCCCAGCUCAGAAGGAUUCUGUGCAUCUCACAGAUUUUUAUAGUUUUGACUUAUGACUUUGACUUUUAUUUAAAAAAAAAUAAGAAGCGGAAAGGACAUUUCUCCACCGCCAGAUCACGAUCAAUACAAUUACACAUGUAUUAUGUACUGUCAGACAAAUGCUCGAUAAUCCUGGGGAAUGAUACUGUAUAUAAUCUGUAAAUAGUUCCAGAGAGAGAGAGAGAGAGAGAGAGAGAGAGAGAGAGAGAGAGAAAGAGAGAGGGUUACAGGGAGGGGGUCAGCUGGUUUGACCAAAUGUCCAGGCAAACGCGAGCCACGGACAGAUUUUUCACAUUCCAAAUGCAAUGUAAGUUCAUGUAUAGGCUACUGUCAUCAUUAUCGUGUAAAUAUACAAUUUGAUAAAAAUGAUAA
Messenger RNA from Lingula anatina, 2428 nucleotides. RefSeq lists its product as uncharacterized. The record is from RefSeq and is a predicted model, not a curated record. NCBI's taxonomy places the organism in Eukaryota, Metazoa, Brachiopoda, Lingulata, Lingulida, Lingulidae.